GUCUUACUCAUAAUUGCUCAACAUAACUUUCGCCUCUGAGCGGCAGGACAGGAACCCGCUCGAUAUCAAUGGCAAAAAAAAAGUAGUCUCGAUAUAACAUCGCCGAGCUGUCCACCAACACCUUCGUUUAAUGUCUAAAGCUGCUGCAGUGUAGAAAAACUGUAGGCACCAUUUUCUGGCUGCAUCCGACCAGAAUAAUCGCUCUUUCACAAUGCCUGUGGUCAACGUCGACGAUUUAGUGCGUCUGCAGCACAACCCAGACGAUAUCCGAAAUAUAUGUAUUUUAGCACACGUCGAUCAUGGCAAGACAUCUCUCACAGACAGUCUCAUCGCGACAAAUGGGAUCAUCUCUCCCAAGCUUGCGGGCAAGAUCCGCUACCUGGACUCUCGUCCAGACGAGCAACUACGAGGAAUCACAAUGGAGUCCUCGGCAAUAUCACUUUAUUUUUCCAUGCUCCGACGCUCAGCGCCAGAUGCCGCGCCGCAAACCAAGGAAUACUUAAUCAACCUGAUCGAUUCACCAGGCCAUAUAGACUUUAGCAGCGAAGUCUCGACUGCAUCACGGCUGUGUGAUGGAGCAUUGGUACUUGUUGACGCCGUCGAGGGAGUGUGCAGCCAGACCGUGACAGUCUUGCGUCAAACGUGGGUUGAGAAACUGAAACCCUUGCUGGUCAUUAAUAAAAUGGACCGGCUAGUGACCGAGCUCAAAAUGAGCCCUGCCGAGGCGUAUUCGCAUCUGAGUAAGCUGCUAGAACAAGUAAAUGCCGUGAUCGGUAGUUUCUACCAGGGCGAGCGGAUGGAAGAGGAUCUUCUUUGGCGGGAACGUAUGGAAGAACGAGUUAAUGCUGCUGCUGCACGGGAUAAGGAUAAGAGCGUGACAUCGGAUAUCGACAGUGAGGUACACUCUCAGCUAGAUGAAUUCGAGGAGAGAGACGACGAGGAUCUCUACUUUGUGCCGGAGAAGAAUAAUGUCAUUUUUUGCAGUGCGACAGACGGUUGGGCAUUUACGGUCCGACAGUUUGCAGGCCUAUACGAAAAGAAGCUCGGAAUCAAACGCUCUGUGCUGGAAAAGGUGCUCUGGGGCGAGUUCUACCUGGACCCAAAGACAAAGAGAGUAUUAGGAUCGAAGCAUCUCAAAGGACGUGCUCUGAAACCCAUGUUCGUCCAGCUGGUCCUGGAUAGUGUGUGGGCUGCGUAUGAGGCUACUACGGGGGGUGCUAAAGGGAAAGGAGAUCCAACCUUACUCGAAAAAAUCACCAAGUCAUUGAACAUUACAAUCCCACCUCAUGUCCUUCGAUCAAGAGACCCUAAGAAUAUAAUGACAACGCUCUUUUCAGCAUGGCUGCCUCUAUCUACAGCGGUCCUUGUGUCAGUGAUGGAAUAUCUCCCGAGUCCUCGGGCAGCCCAAGAAACCCGACUGCCCGAAAUGAUCGAAGACUCCCCGGGCUCCGAGUUCAUCGACGAAAAGAUCAAAGAUGCCAUGGUAAACUUCAAAACAUCUAUUAACGAUCCUGUUGUGGCGUAUGUCAGCAAGAUGGUCGCGAUUCCAGAAAGCGAGCUCCCAAAGAACACGAAACGGGUUGGGGCAACGCUGACGGCGGAUGAAGCCCGGGAAUUAGCAAGGAAGAAACGCGAUGAAAUAGCUAAAAUUCAGGCAGAAGCGAACGAGCAGGCGGAUGAGUUUAGUCGAGUGACUUCUGCUCUGGCCAGCACGAGCCUAGACGACGAAGACCAACAACAAUCUGAUGAAAAAGUCGAUAAGGAGCACUUGAUAGGCUUUGCUCGACUAUAUUCCGGAACGCUGACAGUCGGAGAUUCUCUAUAUGUCCUGAGUCCAAAAUUCUCGCCAGCCAAUCCCCAUGCCAAUCCAGAACCUCGAAAAGUCACCAUCACCAAUCUAUAUCUACUCAUGGGCCGAGGCUUGGAACCGCUCAAGUCUGUUCCGGCCGGCGUCGUUUUCGGGAUAGAAGGGCUUGCAGGCCAUGUGCUCAAGACGGGCACUCUCUGCAGUCAGCUUGAAGGCAGCAUCAAUCUGGCCGGUGUGACCAUGGCAAGCCCGCCGAUCGUGCGAGUCGCCCUCGAGCCAGCUAACCCGGCAGACUUGAACAAGAUGAUCACCGGUCUUAAGCUACUAGAACAAAGCGACCCGUGUGCACAAUACGAGGUUUUGCCUAGCGGUGAACAUGUCAUAUUGACUGCUGGAGAGCUGCAUUUGGAACGCUGCUUGAAGGAUCUCCGGGAACGAUUUGCUCGAUGUGAUAUCCAAGCAGGUGAAAUCAUAGUGCCGUAUCGAGAGAGCAUUGUCAGUGCAGCGGAAAUGCCAGCCCCGAAAAAUCCGGAGCUGGGGCGAGGAGGGGUGCUCACUGUUUCCCCAUCUAAGCAAUUAACCAUCAAACUACGAGUCAUCCCUCUUCCGUCCGAAGUCACGGAGUAUCUGUCCAAAAACGCGGGCACUCUGAAACGGAUACAUUCGGAAAAGAGAGCAUCCGCUGCUGGGGAAGUAGUUGAAGAGAUCGAAAACAGGGACGUCGAAAAUGCUGAUUCACUUGAGAGGAAUGUACUGUCAGUAGCAGAUUUCAAGAAAGACUUCCAGAAACUCCUAGCAGAGUCGAAACACGAGGAUCUCAAACAGGACAUAGUCGACAAGGUCAUUGCAUUUGGACCUCGAAGAGUUGGACCAAACCUAUUAAUUGAUGCUACACAGGCUAGCACCAGUGAGAAGCUAUUAUCCGAAGAACAAAAAGACAGCCAAAACGGCCAUCUCGACCGCCGAGCCGUCACAGUCCGAGACCUAUCCGACAAAAUCACCUACGCCUUCCAACUGGCCACGGCCCAAGGCCCACUCUGUCAAGAACCCGUGCAGGGCAUUGCCGUCAUCCUUGAGGACAUAUCCGUUCACGCCGAUGACGAGCACGCGCUUGACUUUGGCCGACUGACCGGCGAAGCAAUCCGGAUUGUUCGGGAGUCUAUAUCUCAGGGCUUCCUCGACUGGAGCCCACGCAUCUUACUGGCAAUGUACAGCUGCGAAAUCCAAGCCUCAACCGAAGUCCUCGGCCGCGUAUACGGGGUAAUAACGCGACGACGCGGCCGCAUCCUCUCGGAAACGAUGAAAGAAGGAACGCCCUUCUUCACAAUCCUGUCCCUCCUCCCCGUCGCCGAAUCCUUUGGCUUCUCGGACGAGAUCCGCAAACGCACGUCCGGCGCUGCAUCGCCGCAGCUGAUCUUUGCGGGCUUCGAGGCCCUCGACGAAGACCCCUUCUGGGUUCCGGCGACAGAGGAGGAAUUGGAAGAUUUGGGGGAGUUGGCGGAUAGAGAGAAUGUAGCGAAACGGUACAUGGAUGCGGUGCGCACUAGGAAGGGGCUUGUGGUUGCGGGGAAGAAGUUGGUCAAGGAUGCGGAAAAGCAGAAGACGUUGAAGAGGUGAUUCUUACAUUACAUAGACAAAGAUCAACUAGGUAGAGAAAAGUACAGGGUGCGGUUGCAUAUAGGUUUGGUUUACAUACAUUAUUGAGCGUUGGUUUUAUAUCUACACUAACUCAUGUCGUGUAAAGUCUACAUGUGUUAUACUAUGUCCCCGUAGUGACGAAUCCAACUGCCACGCAUGUAUUUGUGCAGCCAGAUAGAUAGUCUAGAUGCCAACGGACAAUCACUUAAUAUCCCUCUAAUGACAAACACAGGCUGACAUUGACGGUCAAGACCAUGUAUACUGAAGAGGUUCACAACUUGGCAACUUCACAGCUUGCAACUUCACAACUUG
Molecule: messenger RNA, 3757 nt
Organism: Talaromyces proteolyticus
Lineage: Eukaryota; Fungi; Ascomycota; Eurotiomycetes; Eurotiales; Trichocomaceae
Product: putative ribosome biogenesis protein Ria1
Exons: 6
Coding region: 212-3424 (1070 amino acids)
Biological process (GO): cytosolic ribosome assembly
Cellular component (GO): ribonucleoprotein complex; cytosol
Molecular function (GO): GTP binding; ribosome binding; GTPase activity
Source: RefSeq, a predicted model, not a curated record